GCAUGAUAUUUUAAAUUUAAAAUUUUUUAAAAUAAUGUAAAUAAAACUUUUUCUUAAGUUGAGAAUCUCAAAUCUAUUGUCAAAUUAAAUUUUAAAUUUAAGUUUAUAAUCGAAAUUGUUAAAUACAAUUUUAAUCGCGACAGAGUUGUUUUUUUUUAGGUUAGUAUAGAGGGGAUGUGUCAACUCAAAAUGUAUAUUUCUUUAUAUUGCACAACAAUGGUUAAUAUUUUGGUAAAAGCAACCACACCAGAGUAUUUAUUUGUUGUCGCUGAAGUAGAUCCAACGAAUAUAGACCAUCAGUUCGUUGGUAGAAUUGAAGAUCUGCGGGGUUGUGAUUGACUAGAGCUAGAGCCCCUGACUGACAAUAGAAAUUAAAUUUAAUAGUGCCCAAAGCAACAUGACGUCUCCAUGGGCAAAAAUUGAACACCCUCAUCCAGUAAAUCUAGAAGAAAUCAUGUCUGAAGAAAUUGCCAGAGAACUGCAAGCCAAAGAGGAUAAAAGACUGAAUCAAAAGACGAAUGAAGACACUGUUGUAAAGUUACCUGGUGAUUUUGUAAAAACCUUGUCUGAUGAUACUUGUACCAGUGAUGUGGAAAUGGCAAAGACAGUGCAGAUGGAUAAUGAUGACCAGUUGAAUCCGGAAAUAUUGAUAUCACCUAACGAUUGUAGAAAAGAUGGUCUUAGUGAAGAUUUCACUAGUGACUCCGAUGACGAAGAAAUUUUCGAUUCCACUGAAAAAAAGUUCUGGGAUAGAUUUGAAAGCUUAGAACCCAACUUAGCCUUAAACCCACAGUGCUUUUACAAAGUUGAAAAAAACAGACCCGUAAUAAAAGAUGAUGAAUUGAUGUGUGAAAUUAAAAGAAACUGUGAAUUGAAGUUAUACCCCUAUAAGUGUCUUAGCGAAGAAUCAAUGGAAUGUAUCAUAGAAAGAUUUACAUAUAUCAUACUAUAUAAAAUGGUACAAAAACGACUUUUGAAAACUAUCAAUGGUGUAUUCAAUGUUGGUAGAGAAGCAUUAAUCCUUCACGCCAAUCCACACUCCUCAUUUUCUUCUAAUCGCAACUUCUCCAAAGAAUUUACUAUAAAAAUCUUUAAGACAGACCUAACUAACUUCGUAGGAUUGGAUCAAUUUGAGGAAGAUGAUCACAGAUUUAUGAACAGAAAAGGAAAGCAUGCUUCUAGAUCAACUGUUAAUAUUUCUGCCGAGAGGGAGAUGAUCCACCUGAUUCAAAUGCAGAAGGCUGGAAUACCGUGCCCAAAGGUAGUAACACUUAGGAAAAAUGUAUUGGUGAUGGAGUUCAUUGGGGAAAACCAAAUACCUGCACCUACGUUGAAGGAUAUAAUGGCAGAUGUUCAUUGCACAAAUGCUUAUGAGCAGGUUAUUGAAUAUAUGAGGAUACUCUAUACCAAGGCAGAUUUGGUACAUGCAGAUCUAACGGAAGAUAAUAUUUUGUGGCACCACGAUAAAUGCUAUUUCAUUGAUGUCAGUGAAGCAGUAGAGCCUAGCCAUGAACAAGCAUUCUUCUAUCUAUACAAGGAUUGUACUAAUAUGACAACGUUGUUUUCAAAAAGAGGUGUACCAAAUGUUUUUACCACAGAUGAGCUGUUUAGGUAUAUAACAGGUUUUGAUUUUGGUGAUAGGAUUGCACAGGCUAAUAUAAGGGCAUCUUUUAAACUCAGACCACAGAUACAUCAUAGGCCCAGUGUAGAACUUGACUACAGUUCAGUUAGCAAUAGAAGGAAGCCAAACUAGUGCAGAUUCCUGAAAAAAAAAACGCAUAACCUGCCUGAAAUAAAUAUGGAUAUGUGAUGUA
Molecule: messenger RNA, 1814 nt
Organism: Diabrotica virgifera virgifera (western corn rootworm)
Lineage: Eukaryota; Metazoa; Arthropoda; Insecta; Coleoptera; Chrysomelidae
Product: serine/threonine-protein kinase RIO3-like
Exons: 5
Coding region: 398-1753 (451 amino acids)
Biological process (GO): maturation of SSU-rRNA; protein phosphorylation
Cellular component (GO): cytosol; preribosome, small subunit precursor
Molecular function (GO): ATP binding; protein serine/threonine kinase activity
Source: RefSeq, a predicted model, not a curated record